CCUAUAUUUUUAUGAAAUGGCAACACAAGUCUGUGGCUGACAGUCAAGCGCGUUUUGGAUCUUUGAACGCUAAAAAUUGUGAUGUAAAAACGAGAAAAAUAAAUGUUUACUGGCCAUCAUGGCGAAUCCACGGAAAUUUAGUGAGAAAAUUGCCCUCCAUCAUCAAAAACAGGCAGAGGAAACAGCUGCUUUUGAACAGAUUAUGCGCGAAGUUUCCGACGCAACCCAAAGGCCGGAGGAAUUACCGUUAUCGAACCAGUAUGCUAUGGCCGGGGGUCGCAGCGGCGGCACGUCGCCGUCGCGCUCGCCGGCGGGGCAGCGGGGCCGCGCCUCCUCUUCAGUGGGCCCAAUGCGGCGCCCAGCCGACAGAAAACACGACACCAGCCCUUAUGGCAGCACCGUAUACUUGAGUCCACCGCCUGAUAGUAAUUGGCGGCGUACGCAUUCAGACUCUGCGCUGCACCAGUCCUGCGGAGAGCAACAGGCGGCGGUACAGCCCCUGUCGCCGCAUCGGACUAUGCACUCACAUGCACACCCACAUCUACACCCACACCAGAAUCACCGGAGAGGUGACAUACAUUUAGAUGUAUUAUCAGCAAUGAAUCCCGCAAACCGGCCGCGAUCGUCAUGUGAAAUACCAAGAAUACCAAACAAUAACAACACGUAUGACUGUUUCGACAGCGUGUACGCGAGCGGGGAGGGCGGGGGCGGGCUGGGCGGCGCGCUGGGCUGCGAGCUGUCGGUGCCGGGCGGGUCGCUGCCGGACCUGACGUCGGUGCACUUCCCGGCGCCGCACUACGCCGCGCCGCCGCAGCACGCGCCCCACACGCCGCGCGCCUCGCCCGACUACCAGCCGCGCUAUAACAUGUCGCCUCUAGACCACGGCUGGAUACCGUCCGGAUACCAGACGCACUGUAGUCCGCCCUCACAAUAUUCCUCUACGUCGAACAUAAACAUACCUUCACCAACGAUGGUGCACAGUCCAGGUAGUCCUGUGGAGUCCCCACAGACGGAUUACAACAACUUACACCAAGCGUUGUUACAACCUUUCGAGCAAAUCACAAUGCUGGACAACCCUGUAUCGAGUUAUAAUACGACGUAUCUCAACCACGGGUCACCGCACUCACCACAGACGACGAAUUCGUCAUUAUCAUAUCCCCAGUCGACGGCGACGAGUUGUGGUAGCGGUAGCGGUAUGGGGUGCGGGCGGCGGAAUGCGCGCGACCCGGUGGCGGGCGGCCUGCAGCCCCUCGCCUCACCUUCCGCGCCGCCCACGCCAGCCACGCCCGCCAGCAUACCCGAUAUCGUGCUCACUGAUUACUCGGGUGAGCUAGACGCGGGCAUGUUCGGCGGCGAGGAGGCGCAGUUACGCGCGGGCCUGGACCUGGACGACCUGAGCCUGCUGGAGGACCCCACGGCGCUGGUGCCGGACUCGGACGUGGAGCACGGGUUCCGGCUGGACCGCUUGUAGUAGGCCGCCCGCGCCGCCCCCGCCGCGCGCCCCGCCCCCUCCGCCGACAUGGCUGCACAUUCCGCUGCGGAUCCAAGUGUUCAUUGUGGUUAAGCGUUUACUCAUGUUUCUAUUUCGAAGGGGUAGGUAAGUAGAGUUAGUUCCGAAACGGUGACGAUCGACUUGUGGACGAUUCGUGUGCGGCCCGAGGUGAUUAUUUUUAUUAGUAUUGUGAAUAAUUUACUCGAAUAUCAUUAGGAAAUUGAUUCGGAUUCGAUCGAGUUUUUUAUUAUUACUGUUCUAUGUCAAAUUCUUGACAGUGAUUUCUUUGUACAUAAAAAGUAAAAGUGUUAACUUUGAUGAAAUUGCAUUUAAAUCGCUAAUGUUGCAUGCUAGUAUAACUACGAAUCCUUGGUUGCGUCGUUUAACGAAUUGUUAACUGGUUUUAAUACUUGAGAGCACCGUAUUCUAUUAGACAUAAAUGUUGUCAAGCAGCGACUGAAUAGAAGCGAGCAGUCCACACUGAUUACACUGGUAUAGCACGAGCUUUCCUCCGUUAUGUAGCAUGUGAACAUUGUGUCUCAAUCUCCUAUUCCUUUCUGAAUAUAGUUGUUUAGUGUAAACAUUCUAAGCCAUUGUAAAUAAGAGGGAUGCUGUUUAUGAGGUUUUUAAUAGGCUUUUGUCGCAAACAUAUCUAAAUAUGUGCGUAUGUAUGGUUGCGCGGCUCGAAUUGUAUACAUCGAUUAUGUAAGUUCGAUUUUUUAUUUUUUUAUUAUACUUGGUCUAUACAUGUAGGUAAAGGGUAGCAGUGCUCACACGCCUUGGGUUUUGUAAGGAUUUAUUGUCUUAUGAUCUACAUCACAAUUCAAGUAUCAUUAUAGUUAGUAGACAUGCUGGACAGUAAAUCGUUGGAAGACUAUAAUUCAAUACUUUUGUGAGUAUGCUCUAGUCUUUACAGCAAUUUGUUUCCGUGUUGUGAUUGUUAACACGUCAUUUGAAACUGAAAAUCUUUAUUGUAUAAAAUGUAUAUCGGAUAGCCAGUGAUGGGCACAGUCUAUCUAUCUUGGGCGAUAUGUCCAUAUUGAAAUUAAGUUAUUUCAAGUGCCAUGAGCACGUUUUAGUUGUUUAUUUUGAUGGUAAAAGUACAAUUUUAUUAUAAUUACAAGAAAUAUGUUUGUAAUUAAUAAGCUUUCAAUCACAUAUAAGAUAUUAUCUUCUAGUGUUUUUCGUGGAUACAAUCAAUGUUGUCUUCUAGAGCGGGCUCUACGGACUUUGACUUUAGUUUUAAUUUUUUCGUAAACUCGUCUUUUGUACGGCAAAUAUUUCUUACCACGGCAUUCUUCACGCUAUCUGUUUAUUCGUAAUCGUACUUAACGUACGAUUUAGCAUUUACGAAAAUGUCUCGACUGAGUAUUUGUCAAUUUAUUCUUACGAUAGGACCGUAAGUUUGCCUGGUAUCCCAUCGUUGGCUAUCCGAUAUCAUAAAAGCUUAUAAUUAAUUAUAAGCUGCGAUUUUAAUGUAGCUAGCCCGCAUUCGUUCAGGCCAGCAGUUUCCUCCUGAGUUUCAACGUUUACGUUUCGUCUUUCGAAAUACGAUUUUAAUAAAACCUGCAAUAUUUUAUCAUUAUAAAUAACGAAUUAAAACGAAACGAUAACGUGAAUUGUUCUCUAUACCCCUGUGAAUAAGUUACACAUUCGUUCGCAAUUUGUUUCCGACAGAUACUCGAUGCUAGAUCAUAUCCUUGUUGUCUGUUUAUAGAACAGUAACUAUCUGAAGUUAAACUUUAUAUAGUUAUUAAGUUUUGAUAUAUUUAGUUGUUAAAUACACCUUGCACUCGUAACAUUAAUUCAUCUAUAUGUUUUCUCUCUUUAAAUGAGCUUAUAAUUGUAUAAUUUUUAUAUUACAUGUAUGACAUUGAAAUUAUUUUAAUACGGACGGACGACCAGUUAAUAUUACGAGUGCACCGACAUACAAGUAGACAUUUGUGUUUUUCUGUUUUGUAAAUGCUCAUUAUAUUAUGUUUUAAGAGUCUAGUCAUCAAAUUAUGUUCAGGAAGUUUUAACAGAUUCAUACAAUUCAACUGAUUAUAAAUGUACAGAUUUCAUUCCAUUACAAUUAUUAUGAGGCAAUUUGAAUACAGAGGUUUGUAACAAUAUGUGUAUAGAAAGUACCGGAGCGGGGUCGAGCGGGCCUCCCGCGGCUAUUUGAUACCUGCUCGUUUACAAAAGUCAUAUCUAUUGCAACAUAAGUAUGUAUUGUAUAUCUUUAUGUUGUGUACAGUGUACGCAGAUUUACGACUGUUCGUGUUGUUAUGGUUUUAAAGUUUUAUUUAAAAUUCCGCCAUAGAGGUAUGUACUGUAUGACAGAUGAUAUACUUGUACUGUAUAAAUAGUUAAUGUACGAUAAUUGUGAUAAAGUAAAAAGCACAACAUAAUUCAUUGUGAAGCCUAAUCUGACGUUAAAGUAAGUUUCUUUUCUUAUUAAAUUUUAAAUAGUGUUUUCUAAAUUUAGAUACAUUAUGUACAUGUUAUAUAAGCUAGUGUCUGCCAAAUGCAGAAGUUUACGAAUAUCGGUCGGGUUUGAUUUUGAGUUUGAGUCAGGUGCAAUAAAUGGAGUAUGUGUUAAAAUGUUUCGACUGUCAUGACACUAUUCAUUGAAUAUUAUAAUGUCCAUGUUAUUUUAUUGUUCAAUUCGAAAAGUACAAAGUCUAAAUUGUGAAUGUUCAGUUGCGACUGUGCGUGACGAUGCCGUGCGUAGUAGAGCGACCGCGCGACGCGAGCCAUGUGACUGACUGUCUGACUACGUGACUGAGUGACUAUGUGACUGCAUGACUAUGUGACUGCGUGGCCCGAGCGCUCUACUACCACCACGCAUUUGAAAAGUACUCAUAGUUAUAAAACCUGUUGGAUUUUUUUACCUUUUGCAUUUUGGAGUUAAGUUAUAAAUAGUAAUAGGAUAAAAUGUAUGUGCAGUUAUGAGAAUGUUUUCGAUGCCCUUGGAAGCAACGAGACACCAAUCUGUGUGAUCGAGUAUUUCUACAAUUCUUAAAUCUAUAAAUUCAUACGACAUUUAAUUAUAGGACAUAUGUUUUUUCUCAAAUAUGCACAAACUUAAUGAAGAUUUUGCGGUAAAAUGUUUCAAAGGUUUGUUUUAUUUAAACCAAAUGUACAUAAGUGUGAUAGAGAUGAAACGGUCUCAUUUAAAAUAAAGUUGUUGUAAGUAUUUGUUUAUUUUUCAUCACUACCUUUAGUUCCUGAUUCACCACCUUUAUAGGUAGGUGUAAGUACCUACCCGAUUAACUUAUGUGGCACACACUUCAUAAAAAACACUGUUCAAAUAUAUCUGGCGCAUGAUGGCAAUACAGAUUAAACAGUCCCUUAAUGAGUCUGACAUUUCUUUCCAAGUAUCUAUCAGUCCUGUAACAACACCCUAUCAGUCAUAAUUAUAGCGGUGCAAAAGGAAUGAUCUACCGCGGCACGGCUCGAAACAGGAAGAUG
This is a messenger RNA of Spodoptera exigua (beet armyworm), 4948 nucleotides long. Lineage: Eukaryota; Metazoa; Arthropoda; Insecta; Lepidoptera; Noctuidae. The record is from the annotation of a GenBank genome assembly.